This is a messenger RNA of Manihot esculenta (cassava), 576 nucleotides long. RefSeq names its product putative RING-H2 finger protein ATL19. The coding region runs from base 1 to 576 and encodes 191 amino acids. The record is from RefSeq and is a predicted model, not a curated record. The transcript has a single exon. NCBI's taxonomy places the organism in Eukaryota, Viridiplantae, Streptophyta, Magnoliopsida, Malpighiales, Euphorbiaceae.
AUGGAGAUUCAUUCAAUGUUUGAGCAAUUCUUCCCCAAAAGCGACACUUCGCAUUCCGAUUUAAUUGCUCUAAUGGGUUUUAUAGCCACCGUCUUGAUUUGCACAGUCUUACUGUGCAUGAUUGCCCUGUCAACCAUCUUCCUCAUUGUUUACAUGACAUUUAACUACAUCAUUAAACCUCUGUGUUUGCACGAUGAGUUUGAUGAUCUUGAACUCGGAGUAAUGUAUGAUCGAGAUAGGUUUAUGUAUAACUAUAGUUUGGAGUAUUGGAAUGAAGAGAUACUGGACGAGAUUCAAAGGUUUAGAAAGGAUAAAAUAGCACGAACGCAGUUUAUCGACAAUUUGUUGCCGUCUGUAGAAUACAAAGAAGCAGAAGAAGAAGAAGAAGAAAAUGGAGAUGAAGAAAUGAUAUUGAGAUAUGGUGAUUGUGCAAUUUGUUUGGAGGAUUACGUUGAAGGAGAUUGUUGCAGAAUAUUUCCCAAGUGUAAACAUAUGUUUCAUUCAGAUUGUAUUGAUGAUUGGUUGGAGAAGAACUUGACAUGCCCAAUUUGUCGUCGAUACGUUUUUGGCGCAUAA